CGGGCAAAUUAGCAGCAGUCUCCAUUUUGACCGUGCUUUGACGUUUUGUUGAACGAGUCUUUGGAGAUUCGUGUCACACAAUCGAUCUUUUUAUCAAUUCACGAUGCCUGCAACGAAUACUGAAACUGACCUAUAUGCAAAGGCUGCACCAGGACGCCUGAAACUGAAGAAUGAGGAAACAGUAAGCAAGAAGAAAAAGGAGAAGCAUGGAAAGAAGAAGAAGUUAGUGGAGGUGUCAAAGAUUGUUGAGGAGGAAAAGCCGCAGACGGCAGAAGUGAAACGGACAAAUGCAGAAUUGGCUUUUCAGAAAAUGCAAGAGAAAAUGCAAACUGAAAGAAUCAAGCAAAAAGCCUCCAAGACGCACAAGCAACGAGUGGAAGAGUUUAAUCGACACUUGGAUAGCUUAACAGAACACUUUGAUAUACCCAAAGUGAGCUGGACAAAAUAAAUGUUCCAUGUCUCAGAAAUAUUUUUGUGCGCGUAUUUAUAUUGUAUAUAAUUAAUCUUAAGGUUCAUUAAGAAAACUAACACUUUAGAUGUAAUAUUGGUAUUAUGUAAGGAAUGAUGUUAUAGCAUAAUUAUAUCUAUAACGAGUUAUAUAUCUGUUCUAGCGAUAUUUCUUUCAUUUAUGUAAAUCUCAUAGCUUCCUUUUCAUCAAUCAUUAAAUUUUAAUAUUUUAAAUUGUUUCAUUUAAAAAAAAUAAAAAUUUCAUCUAAUA
Messenger RNA from Ooceraea biroi (clonal raider ant), 718 nucleotides. Its product is annotated as protein FAM32A. Gene Ontology annotation, cellular component: nucleolus. The record is from RefSeq and is a predicted model, not a curated record. Lineage: Eukaryota; Metazoa; Arthropoda; Insecta; Hymenoptera; Formicidae.